AUGGACGAUUACCUGUCCACUCCGAACACCCUCGGGGGAGCGCGGGACCCAUGCAAAAUGGCUUCUGCGUCUCUGGGAUCGAGCAGCAGGACGGGCUCCACGAGGGGUUCCCCGAGAGGGAAAACUCAUACCCAAAUGUCGGUGGACCUGGCAGCGAUCUCCGCAAAUAUGCUGACUAGGAGUGACAAGACGGCAUUAGUAGCCAAGCUCAGAGCAGCUAUCUGUGAAGAGAUCACAGCGGUGCGGAGAGACCUUGCGGUUCUGAAGCAGAGGGUCGAUGACCUGGAGGAAUACCGCAUGCAGACUACUCACCACCUACAGGCAGCUGACUUGGCGGCCUCACUGCAGGGUAACAAACUCCUUGACCUCGGACGUCAGGUGGAGGACCUCGAUAAUCGGGGCCGCCGCAACAACAUCCGCGUGAGGGGCAAGCCGGAGUCUGAAGGGGAAUCACCCAAGGAGCUCCUCACCUGA
Messenger RNA from Pelobates cultripes (western spadefoot toad), 474 nucleotides. NCBI's taxonomy places the organism in Eukaryota, Metazoa, Chordata, Amphibia, Anura, Pelobatidae. The record is from the annotation of a GenBank genome assembly.